AGGCAGGAAGUUGGUGGCGACGGUGGUGGGCUCCGUGCGCUCCUGCCCGCCUGCAACAUGCCGUGCGUGGCCGACUGGCUCAACAGCCCGCUGCGCCUCGUGCAGGGCCUCUUCGCCCAAAGUGGUCCAAAUCCUGAAUGGGAGAAAAAAGUAACUGAAUACUUCAGAGAGAAACUAAAAGAAAAUAAUGCAACUAACUGGGUUCCAUCAUUGAAUGAUGUCCCUUUGCAUUACCUGAAGCCAAACAGUUUAGUCAAAUUCCGCUGCAUGGUUCAAGAUAUGUUUGACCCAGAAUUUUACAUGGGAGUUUAUGAAACAGUUGACACAAAUACCAGGACACGUGUUUUGCAUUUUGGUAAAUAUAGAGAUGUAGCAGAAUGUGGGCCUCAUCAGGAAAUAGAUUUAAAUUCUUCACAAACAGUCACUUCAGAGAGACAGACCUUCUACUGCGUUCCAGUGCCUGGAGAGUCAGCAUGGGUGAAAGAAGCAUAUAUUAGUGCAAGUCAGGCUCGAGUUAGUCCUUCAACAUCAUAUACUCCAAGUCGCCACAAGAGGAGUUAUGAGGAAGAUGAAGAUAUGGAGCUACAUCCAUCUAAACAGAAAGAGCAGCACAUGGGGAGUGUAGGUGAUAUCCAUGGGUGUGGAGAGCCAAAGCGAUUAGAAACUGAAGCUUCCGCAGGACAUCAUCUGACUUCCCCAAACUGCUCCCCUCCACUUGAUCUAAACUUCCCACUACCAGGAGAGAAAGGCCCUGCAUGUCUCGUAAAGGUCUAUGAGAGCUGGGAUAGUUUCAAAGUCAAUGAUAUUCUAGAGGUAUAUGGCAUUUUGUCUGUGGAUCCAGUGCUAAGCAUAGUGAACAAUGAAGAGAGGGAGAGCUCCUCAUCACUAUUUGAUCCUAUGGAAUGCAUGGAUACAGCAGAAGAACAGAGAGUACACAGUCCUCCUGCCUCAUUAGUCCCCAGAAUCCAUGUGAUUUUGGCACAGAAAUUGCAGCAUAUUAAUCCAUUAUUGCCUUUUUGCCUUAAAGAAGAAGAAAGUAAAAGCUUUGUUUCUAGUUUCAUGUCUGAACUGUCCCCAGUUCGAGCGGAGCUGCUUGGAUUCCUUACUCAUGCCCUCUUAGGAGAUAGUUUGGCUGCUGAGUACCUUAUAUUGCAUCUCAUCUCCACAGUCUAUGCGAGAAGAGAUGUGCUUCCUCUGGGAAAAUUCACAGUCAACUUGAGCGGCUGUCCGAGAAAUAGCAUCUUCACAGAGCACAUAUACCGUAUUAUCCAGCAGCUUGUUCCAGCAUCCUACCGUCUGCAGAUGACCAUAGAAAACAUGAACCACUCACGAUUUAUCCCACACAAGGACUACACAGCUAAUCGCUUAGUCAGUGGAGUAUUGCAGCUGGCCAGCAAUACUUCUCUUGUGAUAGAUGAGACUUUGCUUGAGCAAGGACAGCUUGAUGCAACAGGUGUACAUAAUGUGACAGCACUGGGUAACCUGAUAACUUGGCAGAAAGUGGAUUAUGACUUCAGUUACCACCAGAUGGAAUUCCCAUGCAAUAUUAAUGUACUUAUCACUUCAGAGGGCAGAUCAUUCCUACCGUCAGAUUGCCAGGUCCACUUACAACCACAAAUAAUUCCACCAAACAUGGAGGAGUAUAUGAACAGCCUCCUUACAGCAGUGCUGCCAUCUGUAUUGAACAAAUUCCGCAUCUAUCUAAGCUUGUUGAGGCUGCUGGAUUAUAGCAUCUCCGAUGAAGUGACCAAGGCAGUUGAGGAAGACUUUGUAGAAAUGCGCAAGAAUGACCCUGAGAGCAUAACAGCUGAUGAUCUCCAUCGAACUCUGCUUGUAGCAAGAUUUCUGUCUCUCAGUGCUGGGCAGACAACACUGUCAAGAGAGAGGUGGUUAAGAGCAAAGCAACUCGAGGCAUUACGUAAAGCCAGGCUCCAGCAACAAAAAUGCGUCAAUGGCAAUGAACUUUAAUUCCUUUCUAUUUUGCUUAUGUGACUCUGAAAUGUUUGUCUAAUCCUAGGUUGAGGCAGCAAUCAGAUUGGGAUACUGUUUAUACAAGUUUUUUUUGUAGAUAAUUUAUACCAAAAAUUAUGGACACUUACCCUUGAAGCCUGAACACGCUUAGUUUAUAUGGUGUUCAGUAAGUUAAUACCUAACUUACUGAUUUUAUGGACCUUUUUGGAGCUUGUUUUGUAAUUAAGAAUUGGUAACAAUGAGCAAAUUGUUUGAUAUUAAAGGUUUAAUACAGAAA
Molecule: messenger RNA, 2248 nt
Organism: Gavialis gangeticus (Gharial)
Lineage: Eukaryota; Metazoa; Chordata; Crocodylia; Gavialidae
Gene: MCMBP
Product: minichromosome maintenance complex binding protein
Exons: 16
Coding region: 58-1968 (636 amino acids)
Biological process (GO): DNA-templated DNA replication
Molecular function (GO): chromatin binding
Source: RefSeq, a predicted model, not a curated record